Nelumbo nucifera (sacred lotus) is the source of this 441-nucleotide messenger RNA. NCBI's taxonomy places the organism in Eukaryota, Viridiplantae, Streptophyta, Magnoliopsida, Proteales, Nelumbonaceae. The record is from RefSeq and is a predicted model, not a curated record.
AUGGCUAGAAUCAGUGAUGCCCAACCCGGAAAGCUGAAGGAAUACUUCACUCUAACCCAAUAUAACCAUUCAUCCUACAUACAGUUGCCAGAUACUCAGGCCUUACAGUAUGAGAUUAAGUCAAGCACAAUCCAGAUGCUCCCUUCUUUCUAUAGGAACUUGAGUGAGGACCCAUACAAGCACAUAGACGAGUUUCUGGAAAUAUGUUCCACUGUAAGGAUCCAGAACUUCAAUGAUGAUGCCCUUAGACUGACUCUCUUCCCCUUCUCCUUGAAAGAUAAGGCCAAGCACUGGCAAAUGGUUGAUGCAUCUUGUGGGGGUGCAUUUAUGAGCAAAAGCGAGGAUGAAGCGUAUGCUCUUUUCGAGACCUUGAGUGAGAAUUCCAUUAACAAUGCAUCCUUGUAUUCCUAUGAACCCUCAAAGAGGGUAGGGGCUCUAUGA